Anguilla rostrata (American eel) is the source of this 3893-nucleotide messenger RNA. RefSeq names its product family with sequence similarity 184 member B (gene fam184b). Lineage: Eukaryota; Metazoa; Chordata; Actinopteri; Anguilliformes; Anguillidae. The record is from RefSeq and is a predicted model, not a curated record. The transcript is spliced from 18 exons. Bases 427 to 3702 code for a protein of 1091 amino acids.
AUGUGGGGGAGCACUGCAGUGCUCGCCGCCACCGGUAAUGUUACACUGCUCUCGCGCUCUCUCCGCCCUUGCCGAGAGACAGGUGUUCGGAACACAUGCCUUCAUCAAUGAAGGCGCUUGGUUAAAAAAGAAAAAGAAAAAAAAGUUGACAGCGCCGUAUCGCCUCUGCGUCGCCGAUGGAAUGUGCCUAAUACUUACCCUGUAGCCUUAUGUCAACCGAUGGCAAACUUAGGCGACUGCGUGACAGAAAUGGUCAGAUUUGAAUCAUGCUGUUCGAAUUACGCAGUGCAGUGUAUAUUUAUUUAUUUUUUUCGAUGAAUGAUGGAACUCGCCGUUUCGACAGCCUAGGAGCUAUCGUUGAAUCGUGGCGUACAUUGGAUUCGGAUAUUCAUUUGUGGGAUUUUAGGAAGAAACUUGCGUAACGUUAUGGCUUCAAGCUCCGCUAAAGCAACGCAGCCCGCUGGAGCUUGCAACGGGACUGCAGCAGACUUCCCGAACAUCGAACAGGAGCUAUAUGACUACCAGAUGCACACAAAAAUGUGCAAGAAAAUUGCACAGCUUACAAAGGUGAUCUACUCCCUGAACACCAAGAAUGAGGAGCACGAGGCGGCGCUCCUGUCCCUGGAGGAGUCCCACCAGGAGGAGCUGCGGCGGGUCAUGGAUGAGGCUGAGCGCAGGGGCCGCCCCGUGGAAGAGGAGGAGGAGGUGGGAGGAGGCGAGGGGGAGCUGAGGAGGCGCCUGCAGGCCCUGGAGGGCUCCCUCGAGGAGCAGCGGCAGCUGAACUCGGAGCUGCGAGCGGAGUUCGACGCCUACCGGGAGGAGGUGGAGGAGCGGGCCGCGGCGGCGGCCGUCUCCGAGGAGGAGCUGGGCACGAGGAGGGAGCUGGAGGCCAGGCUGGAGCAGCUGGGCAGGCUGACGGAGCAGCUGGAGGAGGAGAAGGAGGAGGCGCAGGCAGAGGCCGAGCGAGCCAAGGAGGAGGCGCGCCAGCUGAGGGAGGAGCGCGAGGAGCUGAGCAGGAGCGCGGCGGGCGAGCUGGCCCUGCGGCAGGAGCUGGAGGCCCUGCGGGAGGAGAACCAGCGCCUGGAGGAGGCCUGUCGCAGGACGGUGAGCGAGCUGGAGGAGGUGCAGAGGGAGGAGCAGGAGGCGCUGCGGAGGGGUCUGCAGGAGGCCCUGGCGCAGUGGCAGCAGAGGGAGCAGGAGCAGGAGAAGGCCCAGCAUGCUUUGCUGCAGGAGAGGCUGGCCAGGAUGCAGGAGGACCUCGAGGCCACCACAAAGAGGCUGGCAGAGUCCAAGAGGCACUCCCUGAAGGCACAGGAGAGGAUUCAGGACCUGGAAGGUCAGCUGGAGGAGGCCCGGCGGAGAGUCGCGGGGGCGGAGACGGAGGCGCAGAAGGCGGAGGAGGAGCUGGCCGUGGCCAAGGAGAGGCUCCUCCUGCAGGAGAACGAGCUCCUUUGCAAGUCGGAAGAGCUGCUCAGCCAGUGCUCGUCCCAGAGCAGGGUGUCGGAGGAGGCCGAGGAGCUGCGGGCACAGGUGGCACACCUGCAGAAGCAGGUGAAGGAGCUGGAGCUGCAGACCAGCGGGAAGACCAGCGACCACGCCCGACAGGUCAAACAGCAUGUGGAGGCCCUGUCGGCGCAGAGGCAGGAGCUGCAGAGGGCUCACGCCGAGGAGCUGUGGCACGCCCGGCGGCAGGCGGAGGAGGAGAAGAGCCGUCUGAAGGAGCAGCUGAGGAAGAGGCUGGAGGAGACGAUGAAGAAACACGCCGCCGAGCUGCGGAGCGCGCACGCCACCGCCGAAACCGAGCGGAAGAAGGCGCAGCGGGAGCACAAGGCACAGGUGGAGGAGGUGAAGCGCAGGAGCGAGGAGGAGCGCCAGGAGGUGGAGAGAGAGAGGGAGGAGCUGCAGAGGAGGCUCCAGGAGUCCGUCCGCCCGGUUACCCCCGGAGGACAGCUGCCCUGCUGUGCCAAAGUGCGAGAGGAGCUGGAGCAGGCGCUGCUCACCAUGAGGCAGACUAAGGAAGACCUUGAUCAGCUGAAAGAGAAACACCAAGCUGAGAUUUCAGCUCUGAAGAAGGAAAAACUGACACUGGAAGACAGAAUUUUAGAAAAGGCCCAGAAGUACCAGGAAGAAAAAAAGCGGUCCGAAAGCGAGAGCGAGUUUCGGCGGCGCGAGCUCACGGAGCAGCACCUGGCGGCCCUCGCCCGCCUACGCAGGGACAAGGACUCCGAAAUCAAGGAGAUAACGGAGAGCUUUCAGAGAAAGCUGAAGCUAGAGGAGAAGAGGUUCGACUCUGUGGCAGAUAAGAGGAGUAAGGGAGACUGCCACGCUGUCAUAGACAGAGAUAGCCUGGAGCAGGAAAUCAAAAAAACCAUGACGCUCAACAACAGCCUGAGGGCACAGCUGCAGUCCACCAUUCAGGAGAGCGAUCAGCUGAUGCAGCUCCCGGACAUGAAGGAGGUGGAGGGGAGGCUGCGGCAGCAGCACGAGGAGUCGCUCCGGGGGGACUGGCUGAGCCAGCAGCAGGCCCUUCGUGCCCUGGAGGAGCGCAGCCAGGAGGAGGUGCAGGCUGAGAGGCUCCGGCAGCAGGCCCAGCAGAAACUGCUCCUGGACAGGCAGAAGGCGGAGCUCACCCAGCAGCACGCGGAGUGGUGCAGGCAGCUCACGCAGCGGCACAUGCAGCAGAUCGAGGACCUGCAGGCCGAGCUGCACACCCACACCCAGCUGGUGGCCCUGCAGCAAGACUUUAAGCAGCAGAACCAGGCGCAGGCCUUCGAGAGGCAGCUGGAGGACAGCCGCGCGGAGGUGAGCGGCCUGCGGAGGGAGAACGGCGAGCUGAGGGAGCAGCUGGCCGCCCUGCAGUCCCAGCUGGAGAGCAAGACCCAGGAGCUGAGCCGCCUGCGGGAGGCCGAGCAGCAGCACAGCUCCCCCGUCCCGUCUCUCAGGUGCUGGGACGAGGGGGCGAAGGGGGGCCGGCCACACCUGGAGGCGGACAGCCUGAGGCGGGAGCACCGGAAGGAGAUCCAGACCAUCGUCUCCGACUUCAGCAGCGCCCAGACGCGGCUGCAGGCGCGCAUCGUCUCCCUGGAAACAGAACUGAGGGAGAAGGAAGAGAAGAUGAAGAGGCGGGAAUCGCGGAUAGAGGACCUGCAGGUGAUCGGGCUGCUCCAGGACAAGCUGAGUGAGAGAGACCAGCUCAUCAAACGGCUGGUGGAGGAGAGGCACCAUCUGCAUCAGCACCCCCUAGUGGUCGGGGACAGCUCCACGCUGAAGAUGUACGAGAACAGAGCUCAGCCCGGGAGCCUGACUCCAACCAUGAGGAAAAAGAAGAUGGAGGACACGCCGCCCCGCGUGACCAGCGUCCCGAACCUCAGCUCCUACGAGAAGAGCUUCCUGGGGGCCGAGGCCGUGGCGGGGGCCCCUCCCCCGUCCCCGUCCCCGCACGCCGUCCGGUCCCCCAGCUUCGAGCACGGCCGCAGCACCCCCAGGACGGCCACGCCCACCACCCCGCUCCCGCCCCCCCUCCUGGAGCCCCGGCAGGGAGGACGCUACAGCCGAGGGUCUUCCGCCGACGACUUCCAGCAGAGCGCCAACAGCUAUGGCCAGCCGCCCAGGACCCCUUCGGAGCAGAGGUCCCUCGAACCCAGGCCCGACCCUCACGACCCCCAGCGGCAGGAGUGGUUCACCAAGUACUUCUCCUUCUGACAGCCAAUCGCAGAACUGCAGACUACCGCCAGGAAGACGCCGCGCGCGGCCGCGUACGAUGGUCGCGCUCGUGCCGACAGGCCUCUCUGACAGGGCCGCGUUUCCGGAAGGUUCCUAAGACCAGGCCAUACUGUGUGCAUAUUCAGUGACAACAUAACUAUCGCAUCAAAUAAAAUAUUUUCAGUAUUUUA